UAAAUAUCUUUGUAAAAAUUGCAGCAGUCAAAACAUGGAUUUUGUAGUUUUCAAGAAAUUGACUUAAAUAAAUCGUGUUAUCAGCCGUAUUUGAUUAAUAUCAACAGAACAGAAUUGUUUCCAUCAGGAAAAUGUCGAAAACAAAAGGAAUGGGGAAGAAAAGAAAAGGCGGAGUGAAGAUAAGUGCUUCAAAACUGGCCAACAAACGCCUUAAUAAACUUGCAAAGCAAGGAAAGCUCAGAAAAGACAAAGACGAAAAAAAAUUGAAAGAAAAGAAGGCAGCUGAAGGUCGUCGUGGAAAUGAGAAGCAGUUCCGUCCUGUUGAGAAACAUGUCAAGGAGGUUGAAGAAGACCAUGAAAUAGGGGAGGAAGAUAUUGGCUUUUACAAGCGGAAAGGGAAAAAUAGCAGCUUUGUUGCAAAUGUCAGGGACAGUGUUUUAGGUCAAGAAAACGGCAGCGCAAAGAAAGGAAAAAAGAGGAAAAUGAAUGAGGUGAUAAGUGAAGAAGAUUAUGAGAAGUUGCCAAGGAAACAGACUUUAAAGGAAGGAAAUAAGAAAAUGAUGCUUCCUAUCAAGAUGAAACAUGGCUUUGUGCAGAGAAUGAUUGAGACAGAACAUGAAGAUGACCGACCUGUGAAUGGAGAUAUCUCACCAGACGAGGGCGAUGAGGACGAAGAUGGUGCUGAAGCCGAGGCAGAGCCCUUGCCACUGCUGACCGGGGUGGAACUGUAUGCUCAGAGGCAGAAGAAACUACGGGAACGCAAACAGAGGAUAGCUGUGCUCUCCAGUGCUGUGGUGGCGAACCCACAGGAGAGUACAAAGAAGUUGCGUGAGUUGGUGGGUUUGCUGAAGGAGUCAGACCCAGAUGUGUUCGUGACGGUACGUAAGUACACUAUGAUGUCCCUGCUGGAGGUUUUCAAGGACAUCAUACCAGGAUACAGGCUCCGGCUCCCCACAGACAAAGAAAAACACCAGCAGAUGAAGAAGGAGACUAAAGAUCUCGUGGGGCACGAGGUGGGGCUGGUCAACUGUUACAGGGAGUACCUCGAGUUCCUGGAUAGAACUGCUAAAGGUAAAAAGGUUGAGAUCAGUGCAAAAAAGAUGAAGAGAAGGAAAAACAAGACUCCAGAAGAGAGUAUUCCACCAAAAUCAGAAAAGGCCAUGAAGGAGCUGUCUGUGAAGUGUCUCUGUGAGCUGCUGGUGACACACCCACACUUUAACUACACCAACAACAUCAUCGCCGUUAUUGUUCCCUUCAUGAACAACCACAAUGAUCUGAUGUCUGACACUGCCUGCGACUGUGUUAGACAGUCGUUCAGGGAAGACAAGGCAGGAUAUGUCACUCUUGAGAUCACCAAGUGUAUUGGGAAGAUGAUCAAAGCGCGAGAAUACAGAGUCAAACCUAAGGUACUGGAGACAUUUUUAAGCCUGCGUAUAAAGGAAGUAAGUUACACAGACCCGGUUGCAAAGGAGGAGGAGAAGAAAAAACAACACAACGACCACCUCUCUAGGAAGGAAAAAAAGCAAAAAAAGAAGGAGAUGUUUAUAGAGAGAGACCUGGAAGAAACAAAAGCCACAGAAGACAAGAAGAAAAGGCUGAAGCUGCAUACAGAAACUAUCCAGGCAGUGUUCUUGACGUAUUUCCGGAUCCUGAAGAAGGCUACCAGCUCUGUUCUCUUCCCAUCUGUGCUGGAAGGCCUUGCAAAGUUUGCCCACAUGAUCAGCGUCGAUUUCUUUGACGACUUGUUUGCUGUAUUCAACAAACUGAUUGCUGAUGAGAGUUUGUCAUACCGUGAGUCCCUGCACUGUGUACAAACGGCGUUCACCAUACUGUCCGGCCAAGGCUCCGUGUUGAACAUAGACCCAGUUGUGUUCUACAGACAUUUUUACAAGAACCUCUUCCACGUGCACACAGGUUGUACGUCGGGUGAUGUCAAGGUCGUGUUAGAUUGCCUGGACAUAAUGGUCAGCCAACGAAAAAGACAGGUAUCUCAACAGCGCAUUCUGGCAUUCCUCAAGCGUCUAAUGACCCUGAGUCUGCAGCAAGCACCAGACGGAACCAUUGGCCUGCUCAGUGUGAUCAGAAGCAUACUCAUUACGUACAGUUACACAGACACCAUGUUGGACAAUGAAGCCCAGGGUAGCGGGGUGUAUCUACCUGAGCUAGACGAUCCAGAACACUGCCAGGCCCAUAACACAAUGUUGUGGGAACUAUUUCUACUACGGAAACAUUACAGCCCAACAGUGAGAAAACUGUGUACACAUCUCCGCCAUGGGGCUCCGACAUCAGGAGAAGGGCAGUUGCCACCAGACCUUAGAAAGUCACCCAAGUUCCUAUACCACAUGUUCGAGAGUCAAGAUUACUUCAGCAAUAUCCCAGAGAAGCCACGACAUUUAAAACACAGGACUAAAAGAGGUGCCUUCCUGCAAAGCGACGUCUCCAUGGCGGUAGUUCAGGCACUGGACAUUGUAGAUGACUUUGUGGACAUUACGUGAAUGUUAACAUCCAGUGGUUGUUGUCUACCAAUAAAAUGAAAUAAAUUUUAACAAUU
Messenger RNA from Mya arenaria, 2551 nucleotides. Its product is annotated as nucleolar complex protein 3 homolog. Lineage: Eukaryota; Metazoa; Mollusca; Bivalvia; Myida; Myidae. The record is from RefSeq and is a predicted model, not a curated record. Gene Ontology annotation, molecular function: chromatin binding. The transcript has 22 exons. Gene Ontology annotation, cellular component: nucleolus. Gene Ontology annotation, biological process: DNA replication initiation. Bases 132 to 2495 code for a protein of 787 amino acids.